Messenger RNA from Schizophyllum commune H4-8, 552 nucleotides. RefSeq lists its product as uncharacterized. Bases 104 to 397 code for a protein of 97 amino acids. NCBI's taxonomy places the organism in Eukaryota, Fungi, Basidiomycota, Agaricomycetes, Agaricales, Schizophyllaceae. The transcript has 3 exons. The record is from RefSeq and is a predicted model, not a curated record.
AUGACCUUCGCGUAGCCUGUGCUUUCAGCUGCGCUUGCAUUCUCUUCUGGCCAUCAUAACUCCGGCAAACAUUGCAUGUUUGUCUGACCUUAGUGGUCGACCAAUGGUGGUCGAACAUAAAAGGGUCGGGCCCGCUUCGCAUGUACUCGCAACCAAGCCUCCGCUUCGCCUCCUCCGCGUGCCACCUUCCGUAUUUAAGCCCACUUUCCAAAGCGAAAGGAUGACGCCGUCGCGCCACCCCGUCGAACAAACCCUCCCAGCCACCAUGGUCCCCAUAUCAGCUUCGUCCGGCUGUCUCCCAGUCGACAUGAGCGGAGAGGGUGACGAGACCAUUACGGUCGUUGACCCCGAGGGCAACGUCGUGUCCGUCACCACCUAUGGGGAGGAGAGUAAAUAGAGACGCACGUCUCCAACGUCAGCCGCAGGGCGACGAAGCCUGGAAGUCAUAGGACUUCCAGAAUCCGCGCGCGCGUCCUCGAGGACCGCCUUAUCGAGCCCAUCCUGUAACCUGCGUAUACCUUCCGUCCACGGCCGUUUCAUGAAUGAAUUGAG